AACAACUAUGUCUCCUAAAAACUUAAACAUCGCUGUCAUCGGUACAGGUAUUUUUGCUAAUGAUGCCCACUUGCCUACCUUUAACAAGAUCCCCUACCUCACGCCAAUUGCCUGUUACAACAGAACCAAGGCCAAAGCUGAGACCUUUGCUGAAAGGGCCAACAUCGAUAAAUCCAAGGUCUACGACUCUUUGGAAAAAGCCUUCGAAGACAAGGAAGUAGACUUUGUGGAUGCCUUGCUACCAGUACAAUUCAACUUGGACGUCGUCAAGUUGGCAGUUAAGCACAAUAAGCCAUUGGCAUUGGAAAAGCCUGUGGCUGCCAAUUUAACACAGGCUGCUGAAAUCGUCAAAAUUGCUGAAUCUACUGACUUGCCAAUUGGUAUUUUGGAAAACUGGGCCUUCUACAAUGCUGUCGGAGCCCUCCAAGACCAAUUGCCCAAAAUCGGCGACGUUACGGCUUUCACUUACAAAUCAACUGGUCCUUGGAAUACCAACAACAAGUAUUUGGCUACCACUUGGAGACAGAAACCUGAACAUGUUGGAGGAUUCUUGAGUGAUGGAGGUGUUCAUCAAAUGACCUUGUUGACUGAAGUGUUGGGAUCUGUUGAAACGAUUUCGGCCAAUACGGUGCAGUUGCGUGAAGAAAGUGGUGAUCAAGACACCUUGUUCUCUACUAUCAAGUUGCAAAGUGGAGCCAUCGGUACAUUUGUCUAUGGAUCAGCCUUUGGUGCAUCUGAAAAGAAGUUGGAGUUUGCUAUUUACGGUAAAAAUGGGUCGCUUGUCUAUACUUUGGCACCCGCGGAAGGAAAGCCUUCUUUGGUGAUCAGAAUUGGCAAAGAUGGCAACUCUGGUGAAUCACAAACAAUCGCUGUUGAAGAAGGAGACUCGUAUGAAAAAGAAUUCGUUAACUUUGCAGAUGCCGUGACUGCCAACGAUAAGUCGGUGAUUGCAAUUUCCCCAAGAAAAGCGUUCCAUCACUUGGCGAUCGUGGAUGCUGCUUUGAAGAGUUCCAAGGACAACGGUGCUUCUGUAACCAUCCAGAAUCCAUAGUACUAUAGAUUUAUAGUAUCAAAGUUCGUCUUUUAUUAGUGAUGUAGCGGUCUCGACAAUUUGUUCCCAUGUUUGAACAACCGUUUCCUCUGAUGCCAUACUCUGCGUGUCAAUGCUUGAUGCGGUGAAAGUGGCAGUGGCUAUUGAAAUGCCAGUACUAACAUCGACACUCUCAAGUAUGUCUUUCUCGGUUGAUUUAGGUAGGAACCACAAGAAUACUCUGAAUA
Messenger RNA from Yamadazyma tenuis ATCC 10573, 1278 nucleotides. The record is from RefSeq and is a predicted model, not a curated record. Lineage: Eukaryota; Fungi; Ascomycota; Pichiomycetes; Serinales; Debaryomycetaceae.